Molecule: messenger RNA, 1156 nt
Organism: Candoia aspera
Lineage: Eukaryota; Metazoa; Chordata; Lepidosauria; Squamata; Candoiidae
Gene: IMPA1
Product: inositol monophosphatase 1
Exons: 9
Coding region: 305-1141 (278 amino acids)
Biological process (GO): inositol metabolic process; signal transduction; phosphatidylinositol phosphate biosynthetic process
Molecular function (GO): inositol monophosphate 1-phosphatase activity
Source: RefSeq, a predicted model, not a curated record
GUAGGAAGAAAGCUUCAUUUUCCGGGAAAACCUUGGCUCCCCGUAGAAUUUCGCCGCGCCCCCACGAACAUCCGAAUUCUCGGCAACCAAUAGAAGAACAGUGCGGCUGCUCGCAGGAGCCCGAUCUUGCUCCUUCAGACCCGCACCCCCAGGAGCGAUCAGACAAUUGCAAUGCCCAGUGGGAGAGCAAAGGACGGGCUUCUCGGCCACGCCUGCGCAGUGGGUUCUGCUGAGGUCGCGUCUAGUCAGCCGGCUUUGCCAGUACCGGUAGCUGCCGCAAAGAUUUGGCCUCCUAACGAUAAAGAUGGCUGAUCCUUGGGAAGGAUGCAUGAACUACGCAGUUGCUUUAGCAAGAAAAGCCGGAGAGAUAAUCCGGGAGGCAUUGACAGAGGAUAUAACUGUCAUGGUUAAAAGUUCUCCAGCAGAUCUAGUCACAAUCACUGAUCAAAAAGUGGAAAAUAUGAUUAUAUCUUCUAUAAAAGAAAAAUAUCCAUCUCACAGCUUUAUUGGAGAGGAAUCUGUUGCAGCUGGUGCAGGAAGUAUUUUGACAGACAAUCCCACUUGGAUUAUUGACCCUAUAGAUGGAACAACUAACUUUGUCCAUAGGUUUCCUUUUGUAGCAGUUUCAAUUGGCUUUGUAGUAAAGAAACAGAUGGAAUUUGGAAUUGUGUACAGCUGUGUAGAAGACAAGAUGUAUACUGGCCAGAAAGGAAAAGGAGCCUUUUGCAAUGGGCAGAAGCUCCAAGUGUCAAAACAACAAGAUAUUACAAAAGCACUCUUAGUAUCAGAACUGGGAUCCAGCCGUGAUCCAGAAGUUAUAAAAACAGUUCUUUCUAACAUGCAAAGGCUCCUUAGCAUUCCUAUUCAUGGGAUUAGAGCAGUAGGGACAGCAGCUAUUAAUAUGUGUCUGGUGGCAACAGGAGGAGCCGACGCCUAUUAUGAGAUGGGGAUUCACUGCUGGGAUAUGGCAGGAGCUGGAAUUAUCAUUCUUGAAGCAGGGGGAGUGCUGCUCGAUGUCUCAGGAGGACCAUUUGAUUUGAUGUCAAGAAGGAUAAUUGCUGCAAAUAGUCAAGCAAUAGCAGAGCGGAUAGCAAAAGAGAUUCUGAUCAUUCCUUUGCAAAGGGAUGAUGCAGUGAAUUAAACAUCCUAUCUCACA